AUGGUCUUAGCUCAGAAGAUGCGCGUGCCAGCAGGAGCCCCAGUGCCGUUCUGGCUGGCUGUCAAGAACAAAUUCCCAGUGUUUCAACGAUUUUCACGGCCUUCCCUUGGAACGGUCGCCGUCGUCGUCACGUUGAUCAUCACCGGCGCGGCAGUUUCCGCCGUCACCGUCUACCCCAAAGUCAACCACGACUACUACAAACAGGCGCAGAAGGAGGAACGUGCCUUAUUACGAGCCACAAAAGAAGAACUCGCCCACGGCCAAAACGUCUGGAAGGACCCGUUCGAGCGCAAAAAUUGAUUUUUUUUUUGUCCGAUUUCAAGGAAGUUUAGAAUUUUUUUCAUCCUUUUAGUUAGGAUUUUAGUUCAGCUAUAUGUUUUAUUAUUCAUGGUUCAUUCACGAUUUUUCUUAUCUUCAGCCACGUCAAGGUCCUAUUUGAAGGCGCAGAAGUUUCACAUGACCGAAAAUAACACUGAAAAGUUUUAUCCGUCAUGAAACCUUUUUGAAGCUUACCCUAAUCUUUUUAUACAGUUCAAAGAGUUGUUUUUUUAAGUAUCUUUGUAAAAAACAGUUCUUAUUCAAAUAAUUGGAAUUUACUUUAAACUUUUUAAAAAAAUAUUUCCUUUCUUCAUUUUUUUCAUUCGUUUUUUUGCUCCUUCUACGUGUAUAAUGUGUCUUCUUCUUGACUUUUUUUGCAUAUAAUAAAUAUUUCUAGAGAAUGGCAGAAUCGAAGUGCCGGAUAUUGAGAAUCCCAGCGUCUCUGGGGAAGCUUCAACGCCGGUGAAGAAAAAAAUCAGUUCGAUUUGGCGGCUUUUACAGAUUCUGAAACUGUAAGAACUAUAAAAAAACAAAAAUAUAUAAUUUUUUUAUGAAGGUGAUUGAUUUGACACUGACAAGAGCUGAUGCGAUUCCAGAUUUGUCGCGAUUUUUUUAGUCCUUGAGGUUGUUUAAAAUCCCAAAGAAUAAUAAUAAUAAUAGUUAAAUUUUUUUAGGAGCUGUGCAUGCGAACAAAUCUGAUGACUUCGAUCAACGAAAACCUGCUUUGUUUGAAAAAUUUGGUUGAACUCAACUUCUAUGAGAACCAAAUCACGGAAAUUGCCAAUUUGGAGCCGUUGGUCAGCUUGAAAAGGCUUGAUUUGAGUUUCAACAGGUUGGAUUCAAUAUUUCAAAGUUCAUAGAUGGCUAAGGGAACCUCUAAUUUUUAAAUUUUUAGUAAUUUUUUGGAUUCAUCUCUUAGUGUAACUGUGUCAUUGGAUAAAUUUAAAAAAAUAUGAAAGUUUUAAGGAAGUUCAUAGUUUCAAAUAAAUUUGGUAACUUCUCCUUUUGAAGUUUUGCUUUUUGAAAAAAAUGGGUAUUUUUUUCGAGGAAUUUUUUUCAAAAAAAAAUUUUUCAUUUACCCUAUAAAUUUUCGAUAUUUCAGCUUUCUUCAUGUUAAAAAAACUUUUUUUCAAAGUCGAUUUUUCUAGAAAUUUUCGAUUUUUUUAACUUUUUGAAGGGUUUUGUUAUUUUUAUUUCAUUUUUUUCAUUUUUGCUAGAAAUUCUGUUUUUUUAUCCAGGAUAUUCAAUUUUUUUAACUUCUUUAUAUCAAAGUUAGACCAUUAGAAUUCAAUUUUUUUAAAAAUUAUAAGACCAAAAAAAUUGAAUUUCAAACUUUCAGGAUAAUUUCAAGAUUUGCUUUGAAGUUUUUCUGAUUAAAUUUUUUUGAAGUUUGUAAUUUUUUUAAAGUCUUUUCUUCUGUCAAAAUCACAAUGAAACUUCAUUGUUAACAAAUUUCCAUUCAGGAUUCGUGAAAUCAAAGGCCUCUCAACUCUCAAAAACCUCACUCAUUUGUACUUGGUCCACAAUAAAAUACCGGUCAUCGAAAAUUUGGAUUCUUUGACGGCGUUGGAACUUUUGGAACUCGGCGAUAAUCGGUGCGUGUACAAAUUUCAAAAAAUUCGAAAAUAUUUUUCUUUCAGGAUCAAGAAAAUUGAAAACUUGUCCAACUUGAAGAAUUUGCGGGAGUUGUACCUGGGAAAGAAUAAAAUUCGCGAAAUUGAAGGACUUUCCGACCUUGUGAACUUGAGAGUUUUCAGCUUGCCUGUAGGCGUUUUUCUGGUGUAGAAUAUGAAUUUUGAGAAGGUUUUCAGGGAAAUCGAAUCGUUAAAAUCGAAAAUAUCGACAAUUUGACAGAGCUCGAAGAAUUGUACAUUAGUGAGCAGGGGCUGACCAAUUUGGCUGGCCUUUCGAAUUCUGUGAGAUUUUUAUUUUCUUAAACCUUUUUGAAUGAAUUAUUUCAGAAAAAGUUGAAGAUCCUGGACGUGGCCAAGAACGAGAUUACCACAACGGAAGGAAUCGAAAAUCUGACGGCACUGGAAGAUUUUUGGGUGAGAAAAUGUAGAAUUUUGUGUUUUUCAAACGAAAACGUUCAGUGAAAACUUUUUAAGAUCUAUUUUUUGAAUUUCAAAAUUGAGAGCCUAGAAUCUUUAUUUUUAGUUCAAAACUUGCAAAAAAACACCGAAUUUGCACUUUUCCGUAUUUUGAUUCUUAUCAAUUCGAGACCUUUCCAGUUGAAAACAUGAUCAUUUUUACACUUUGGGUGGUCGUAUCUGUGAGAAACUAGAGCACAAAAAUCUCGAUUAAAAGUUUUAGGACGAUCCAAAGUUUUUGAAAUAAUGAAAAAUCCGAAAAAAAAUCGAUAUUUCGGAAACUUCGCUGUUGGAAAGUUCACAAGGGAAAAGAAAAAAUCGAAAAAUUUAUUCAUUAAUUCACGCGAUUAAGAAAGUUCAAUCUAACUGUUACUCAUAGGGUCAUGUUGAAAGCGAUUUCGGACGCUUUUCGUUAAAAAAUGGUUCCGCGAAAUACGCAAAAAAAAGGGUCUUACAACGAAAAAUGGACGCGCGAGUUUAAAGUUUUAGUUAAAAAAUUUCAAAGUGCUUACUCGGGCAAAACUGAAAAGCUCCCCAAAAGCUUUUCUCAAAAAAAAAGACCUUGAAUUGGUCCCCAGCAGAUCUUUUUUAUAUCGUUUCACUUCUUUUUUCCAUAUUUUUCACAUCCUCUAACAAAAAGGAUGCUGGAAAACAACUGAAAAGAUUCGAGAUGAUUCAAAAAGGAUCCUCUGAGGCUAUGAAAAAGGUGCUCAAAAGCUUUUUUACAUAAUUUUAGGAGCUUUUAGAGGAAGCUUUUUAUCUCCCUCUCAGGAUACUUUAAGGAUCCUCAAAGGAACUUUUCCGUUUUACCUAUGUAGGAACUCCAGAGUGGUCCCUGUAGAGGCUACCUUGAGGUAUUUGUAGGGUUCCCCUAUAGGGGUCACUAAGGCUUGCAAAAUGGGUCCUGCAGGGGUUUCAGUUAGUGGUCCCUGUAGUGGACAUUCUAUUCGACAAUUUGUAUGAACUCGUUUCCAUGCGAAAAACGAAAUAAAUAAGCUUUUUUUGAAUGAAAUUUGAAGCCUCUAUAGGGCCGCUUGAGGUUUAGAGACUCAGGGGUCAGACCCUAAAUCCCUAUAGGGACCACCUCAACUUUACUCCUCUAGGGACCACUUUUCCGACCCCUAUAGGGGUUGUUUUCUCCCCUAACCCCUAUAGGGACCACUCUGGAAUUUCUUAGUGAUGUCAAAUUUUUGAGUUUCCCGCGUAAAAGUCGCAGUCUCGUAGGACCUUAUUAUCCUGGAACUCCAAUUCUCCGUAUAUCGUGAAAUAAUUUUUUCAAAAAAUGUACAUCGCGUAAAUUUUGAAGUCGCCGAAAAAACUUUGAACACGAUAUAAAAGUCAGAAAACCGCGACGCAGGCCGCAACACCUGAUCCAUUCCAAAAUGCGGUCAUUUUUCUGGGCUUUUCCAGGCCAACGACAACCGGAUCGAGUCUUGGACGGAGGUUGACCGACUCCGGGCUCUACCUGUCCUCGACACCGUCUACCUGGAGCAGAACCCGAUCUACACGGCCGACCGGACCGGUUACCGUCGCAAGGUGAUGCUCGCCCUGCCGCAGGUCAACCAAAUCGACGCCACCAUGUGCAAAUGA
Caenorhabditis auriculariae is the source of this 3998-nucleotide messenger RNA. The record is from the annotation of a GenBank genome assembly. Lineage: Eukaryota; Metazoa; Nematoda; Chromadorea; Rhabditida; Rhabditidae.